Daucus carota subsp. sativus is the source of this 1284-nucleotide messenger RNA. Its product is annotated as F-box/kelch-repeat protein At5g43190. The record is from RefSeq and is a predicted model, not a curated record. Gene Ontology annotation, molecular function: protein binding. Lineage: Eukaryota; Viridiplantae; Streptophyta; Magnoliopsida; Apiales; Apiaceae. Bases 45 to 1157 code for a protein of 370 amino acids. The transcript has a single exon.
AUAUAACUUCACCGAACAAUCUUCAUUUUCAACCAAGGCGAACCAUGGAGAUACACAAAAACACACACAUAUACACACCGCCAAGACCACCUCAAAAAAUGGAUCCGACCCUGUGGAGCAAGCUCCCAGAAGAACUCCUAGAACACAUCCUCUCUUGUCUCCCUUUGAAAACGUUUUUAUACUUGCAAUCAACUUGUAAGCACUUCAAGUCCCUCUCUGUCUCCCCCUCUUUCAUCUCCAAACACUUCUCUUCAUCUUCGUCGUCUUCGACGACGUCGUUUUUGCUACUUUCUCACCCGCAAUUCACGCACCAGUAUUUCCUGUACAACUCGAAUCUGAACUCAUGGCGAGCUCAGGUGCUCUCGCUUUCGUCGCUCUUGCCGGCGUCGGCUACGCUGAUCGCGUCUUCGAAAGGGAUGAUUUGUUUCUGUAAUUUUGGGGGGAAUUGCUUUGUGGUUUGUAAUUUGCUUGCGAGGGAUUUGAGGGUCGUGAAGUUUCCGAAACACCCUUUUGAAUUUGAGUGUUUUAGUAUGGUUUUGGGCUGUGAUGGGUACAAAUUGUUUGUGAUUAGUCAGGAUUCGAGGUGUUGUGUGUAUGUUUACGACUCGAUUAAGCAGGAUUGGGAGAAUUAUGGGUCGCAGUUUGAUGUGAAUUAUCGCACGCAAGGUGUUUGUUUUAAUUCCCGACUGUAUUUUACCACCAGGGUGCCUUUCGGUGUCACGGGGUUCGAUUUCGAGACGGGGAAUUGGGGGAAUUUGAGGGCAGUUUCCCCUAGAGAGCUGAUUUUCGGGCGGUUGGUUGGUAAUGGAGAUGACAAGUUGUGUUUAUUUGGUGGAAUUGGGAAUAAUGGCAUUGCGAGAAGCUUGAAGAUUUGGGAAUUGAGCGAAGGGGGUGCGAGUUGGGUUGAGAUCGGAAGUGUUCCUGAUAUGAUGUGUAGGAAAUUGGUGUCGGUUUGUUUUCACAAUUAUGAGCAUUUGUAUGUGUUUUGGCAUCAAGAGAUGAUUUGUGUUUGUUGUUACUCUUGGCCUGAGGUGUUGUAUUACAAGGUCUCGAGGAGGACUUGGCAUUGGCUACCUAAGUGUCCUUCGAUGCCCGAGAAAUGGAGCUGUGGAUUCAAGUGGUUCUCAUUUGUGCCUCAGCUUCAUCCUUAUGUUUAGUUCUUGUAUCUUCUUAUGUUAUCUUGGCUUAAUUGUAAUGUAAAUUCGAAGGGUUUUCUCCCCUUUGCUGUUGGUGUAUAUGUUUGUGUAUGGUUAUACUGAGAAAUAAAGUUUUUCUUUAGAUGUA